Messenger RNA from Aspergillus uvarum CBS 121591, 752 nucleotides. RefSeq lists its product as uncharacterized. The record is from RefSeq and is a predicted model, not a curated record. NCBI's taxonomy places the organism in Eukaryota, Fungi, Ascomycota, Eurotiomycetes, Eurotiales, Aspergillaceae. The coding region runs from base 77 to 547 and encodes 156 amino acids. The transcript has a single exon.
CUUUACUGGGGGCGAUGCGGCGAUGAUUUCCCACUCGUCUCCAACCUGAUGCUUGGCCGGUCACUAAACCCCUAAAAUGGCUUGUCGCAUUCGCUGCCUUGCCUUCGAGAAGCCGGUGGAAUCUCCCGACGUGUCAUCACCCAUAAUAAGUAAACGAGACACGGCCAGUUUCGCUGAACGUUCAUCAUGCUCUCGACUCACUCGCAUAAGAGUCGGACAAGGAAUCCACGCCGUUUACCUUGAAUCCCGCGAUGUCAGAAAGCAGGCCAAAGGCUCGAGAAGGCAAUGCAUCUAUUCAUCUGACCGACUGCAGAGUCGGUGCAAACGCAACCACCAGGCUGGCCAGAUACGUACUUCACGCAUAGCUUAUCGAGCCAAUCAGCGAGGCCCCUUGCCUCUCCGGUCCAAAUCAUCAUGGAUCCAAAUGAUGCAGUUCGUUUCUCAUACCGGGGAAAGGCACAUGCCCCUAAGUUUCGCACUUUUGGCAUCCGUCCGACCCAAUCCUUUGCUGGAGCCAGUUAUCUGCCAAGGGGACGGGAACGACUAGUCACCUGUGCAGCCCUGGUGAUGCAAUUCCCGGAUGCCAAGCAGGAUCGCCCGGGUUUAUUUGAUCGCCGUCCGCCCUGCAGCAUUGUCCAUCUUCCUCUUUGUUGGCCUGGCUAAUUUUUUUUUUUCUUGUUUCUUUGUUUCUGACUGCAGAAAAGGACCGUCACUCGGAUGGUGCCAGCAUGCAUGCUGAUAAGCCGGGUGGG